AUGUCCCAACUGGACAGGUACACUCCAAAACUCCUGGAGCUCUUCAGUGCAAAAGGAGGAGUGACUGGUCAGCGCAUCAAGAACUUGUUGAUGGAACUGAUACAGGACCCAAGUGCCUCUGCAGUGAUGAAGAGAGAUGUGACUCUGAGAUGCCACGGAGACUACAUGGGAGAGAGUGGACAGGAGCUAAUCUCUGACUACUGUAUUCACACGCUGCAGUAUUUCCAAACUGCGUCCUCUCAAGUUCCAAACUUCCCAGAGUUUGUGAGUGUUGGUUAUGUUGAUGGAGUUGAGAUUAGUUACUAUGACAGCAACAUCAGGAAAGCAGAAUCCAAACAGGACUGGAUGAACAAAAUCACAGCAGAGGAUCCAAAAUACUGGCAGAGAGAAACAGAGAUCAAUGUUGGUAAUGAGUUAAUUGACAAACACAACCUUGAAGUUCUUAAGAAGCGUUUCAACCAAACUGGAGGUGUUCACAUUAACCAGAGGAUGUAUGGAUGUGAAUGGAAUGAUGAGACUGAUGAGGUUAAAGGUUGGCGUCAGGAAGGUCAUGAUGGAGAAGAUUUCAUAUCGUUGGACAUGAAGACAUGGACAUGGACUGCAGCAAAACCACAAGCUUUCCCCGACAAACUCAAGUGGGACCAGAACAUAUUUCUACUAGACCACCUGAAGUAUUAUUUCACUGAGCAUUGUCCUUCUUACUUGAAGAAGUAUGUGAAGAAUGGGAAGAAGGUCCUAAUG
Molecule: messenger RNA, 741 nt
Organism: Nerophis lumbriciformis (worm pipefish)
Lineage: Eukaryota; Metazoa; Chordata; Actinopteri; Syngnathiformes; Syngnathidae
Source: RefSeq, a predicted model, not a curated record